AUGGAGUUGACCAACAAAGAUGCGAGAGAGGCUUCAAAGUCCGCCACGGCAACCGAAUCCAACCCAUCGGCCACGGAAGCAGUCUUCGGCAUCGUUGAGCUCACUGAGGCGCUACUCGACCGCUUGCCCAUGAAAGACCUUGCACGUGCUCAACUGGUCUGUGAAGGAUGGAGGAAGGCGAUAUCGGGAUCGCUUCUGCUCCAGCGAAAUCUGUUCUACACUCCAAGACCCGUGAGCCGGCACAUCGAUUUUGACGAGCUUGCCUACGCCGAGAAAGAUGGUCAGGAGAACCACGUCGACGAUAGCGACGAGGCACAGCGCGAUUACGAUGAGAGCGAGAAUGGCGACGAACAUGACGAAAGCGAGUGCGACGAAUCCGCAUUGAGUACUGCAACGCGGGUGAUUGUCGAGAUGAACCCCUUAAUCCUCCACGGCAACGAGAUGAGAAAGAUUUGGCGCAAUCUGUUUUACUUGGGAGGUCUGUCAUACAUAUAUGAGCUCUCACGUGGGGUUGAGGUCCAAUUCAUCUCGCAAACUGCCUGUACAGAGAUCGAGAUCUGCUUUUGCGCUCGGUACGUGGACGUUUUCACUGUCUACAGGAACCGAGCGAAGAGGCGCAGAAUCAGGGCGCGUGAGUUCAUUCCAGGGGGCGAAGCUUUUCAAGACUUCUUCCGAGCAGAUGAGUUCGCAGUCUUGGGAGAGAUCGUGGGAGACGCAAUCUGCAUUCAGCAGUCUGACGGUAUUCGCAUCCGUCACGUACUAGAGGUAGUGUUUGGAGAGCUCCGUGAGCGGGAAGAAGUGGGCGAGGCGGAGGGAAAAUUGGACCGGCUGGAGAUUAUCAUAGGUCUGGUCGAUGGCGUGGCAGACAUGAGCUUGUGA
Messenger RNA from Saxophila tyrrhenica, 879 nucleotides. RefSeq lists its product as uncharacterized. Gene Ontology annotation, molecular function: protein binding. The coding region runs from base 1 to 879 and encodes 292 amino acids. The record is from RefSeq and is a predicted model, not a curated record. The transcript is spliced from 2 exons. Lineage: Eukaryota; Fungi; Ascomycota; Dothideomycetes; Mycosphaerellales; Extremaceae.